UUUGCUUUAGUUUUCGUUUUGCACAUUUUGUGUUAUUUGUUGCCAGAGAAAGACCCAUUCUGGAUUUUCUAAUAAUUUAUAAACAAUUUGUUAUUGAUUUUAUAUUUUCCUAUUCAGAACUUUUGCUGUUACGGAACAUAAGAUUGAAUUGAUUCAACAUGGGGAAGCGAAAAACCUCAGCACCUCAGCGCGUGAAUGAUGAAAAGCGACAGUUCAUGACCUGGAACAUGAUAGAUGGCGCUACAUCGUCAGGUUCACUUUCUGUAAUCAGUGAUGAUGACCCCGUGUUGUUGCGUGAGUUGGAUAGCAGUACACACAAUACACUAAGUGAUGACAGUAAGAAAGACGAUAAACUGAGUAAAAUUGAUAACAACAAGACAGAUCACACUAACAGCUGCAGUGAUACAGGUGUGUCUGAGACACCUGAUCUAGACAUAUUCAACAGGUAUCUGGAGAACUGUUUAUACUGUGUUACCAUUGUAAACAAACUGAGUACGAAAAAAGGCGAAUGGUAUUGUGAAAUUGGACGAUUCAAUGUCUGCUUGAUAUCGGACUCGAGCUGUGUUGCUGUUCCACUGGACGGCUUGCCACAGUGUACAGAGUCUUGGCUGUACGUCGCAGAGCAUGGUGACAAGAGUAUGCUGUACUAUGAAUUAACGGGAUGCAUGGAUGACGUGAAGUGUGGUGGUAGGAAAUCCAGUAACCGGGCUAGGUCUGUGUUUUGGUGUGUGGAGAUUCAUCUCACUCUGCCGUGUCUCGAGGGUCUGCAGGUGAAAGGUUUUCAGGUUGUGCAAGGAGAGUAUAAUGGAAGGACCCAGUCUGUAGAGUUGAUCAUCUAUGCCAGGGAGAGCAUGCUAUCACAGCUCAAGUUUCCCAGUGAACCUGUACGACUGAGGAAGUCUAACUUAGCACUGCAAGAGUUAAUGAAACACUUCUAUGGCUUUUCACCUGCAUUUUGCUUCGAUGGACUGACCUCGACCAAAAAACAUGACAUUGAACAUAUCUACACAGCAGUUAUGGAAAGACAACUCCAGCGAGAAGUCUGUAGCGAGGUUGAUGUCCAACAUCCGAGUUUGAAGCCGUUCCUACGGCAAUAUCAGCGUCAGUCUGUACGCUGGAUGUUACAUCAGGAGCAGUAUAGACAUGUAGAAGAAAACAAGAACUUAGGCUUACAUCAACUUUAUGAAGAAGUAACCAUGAAAGACGGGAAAACACUGUACUACAAUAAACAUUCUGGAUGCCUUGUCUUGAAGCGCCCACUGAGGAGGGACUGGCGACCGGGUGGUAUUCUAGGGGAUGAGAUGGGGCUUGGUAAAACUGUCGAGGUGUUGUGCUGUAUGAUGCUGCAUCGCCGGCAGCAGACACCUCGGCCUGAAUGUCUGCCGACACUACGAGAUGAAGAGAGAUUUGAUCUUGAAGAAAUGGAUGAGGUUGAAGAUCGGCCAGCAAAUGUUUGUGAUGACCAAUCUAUGAAUAGCAAAAGCAAUGAAAUUCUCCACGAUAACAGCUCUGCUACUGUGAAUGAUGACAACAGUGAAAUUGCCAAACCGAUAACCCCUGAGAAUGUGGUGCAAACUGUAGAGCAGUCUGUUCCAGACAUUAACACACACAGUGAAACUGUUGGGUGUGUUUUCACCGAACACAGAAAUGUAACACCAAAAGUAGUAAAUCAAACAGGAUAUGUUCUUUCUGGGAACAGCAACACAAUACCAACAGAAGCCAUGGAUCCUAUAGGAUAUGUUCAUUCUGGUAACAGCAACACAAUACCAACAGAAGCCAUGGAUCCUAUAGGAUAUGUUCAUUCUGGUAACAGCAACACAAUACCAACAGAAGUCGUAGAUCCUAUAGGAUAUGUUCAUUCUGGUAACAGCAACACAAUACCAACAAAAGCCGUAGAUCCUAUAGGAUAUGUUCAUUCUGAGAACAGCAAUGCAAUACAAACUCAUGCCAUAGAUCCUAUAGGAUAUGUUUAUUCUGAGGACAGAAACAUGAUAACAGAAGAUCCUGAUAAACAUGUUCACAUUGAGGAGAAUACUAUACAACUAGAAGCAGUAGAUUCUACUGGAUGUGUUCUCACACAAGAAGAAGUGGAGGAAGGUGUGAACAAUUGGGGUCAGGAUUCUGAUCAGGAUUCACAGUGUCAAAUCACAACUGAUGUCAUCCCUGCUACAGUGUCCACACACUGUACAGACCACUUGGCACCUUGUUGUCAAGACCAGACAGCAUCCAGUUCAGUAACCAGCUCAUCUGAGAAACACCAGGCAGCUCAAACCAGUUUGUCUCAGGAACACUCAGAAGUUAAGAAACAAACAAGAUGUGUUGGGUUUGCUGAUAAUAAUCCGGUAUCUCUGUCUUGUGUCUCUGUUGGUGAGAGAAGGACCAAUGAGGCCUGUCUUCUAGUAGCUGACUCUACUGAGACAGAAGAUACUUCAUCUUCCUUUGAUGAUCCUGUUAAGGAAGAUUCUCCUGGAACUGGUGAAAGUAUUAAAUGUGUACAGACAGCUUCAAAUGAUUCUUCUGCUAAUAAAUCAAGUCAUUCAACUGGUAGUCCUGCGUGUGUUGCUGUAUCAGAUCAAUCAUCUGGUAGUCCUGGUUGUGUUGCUGAAUCAUGUCUAUCAUCUGGUAGUCCUGUGUAUGUUCCUGAAUUAGGUCAUUCAUCUGGUAGUCCUGAGUGUGUUACUAAAUUGGAUAUUUUAUCUGGUAGCCCUGUGUGUGUUGCUGAAUCUGAUCAUUCACCUGGUAGCCCUGUGUGUGUUCCUGAAUUAGUUAAUUCAUCUGGUAGUCCUGUGUGUGCUGUUGAAUCUGAUCAUUCAUCUGGUAGUCCUGUUUGUGUUACUGAAUCAGGUUAUUCAUCUGGUAGUCCUGCAUGUGUUGAAUUAGGUAGUUUGAUAAGUAUUGCUAAAUCAGUAUCUGAAAGCUCUGUCUGUGAUAAUACUGACUCUGACAAGUAUGAACCAUGUAGUCCAGCAGGUUGUGACAAGAAACUUGAUGUUCCACGUGCUGAAGAGAAGUUCAACACUUUCUGUAAUAACAAAAUAGUCAAACAGACUGAGUCAGAUUCACGUGGUGAUUGUGAUGACAACAAAGAUAUUUCAUUAAAGGUUUGUCCACAACAGAAUCCCAGUCUCUGUGACAAGUCUGAAUAUUCCAUCAAAAAGCAUUCAGGUGUUGCUGACAAGAGCUGUGUAGUUGAGAACCUAGCCAAAGCUCGUAACAAUUUGUUCAGUGACUCUCCGGUGAGCCAGAAAUCAUUCUUUGAAUGUAUCUGUGGUUCUAGAGACGGGGAAGACGGGCACCUGCUCAAGGUGCAGUGUGUCAUGUGUAGUCUCUGGCAGCAUGCCAGCUGCAUGAAGUAUGACCUCAACAACCCAUACCGGGGCCAGUACAUGUGUCCACACUGUCACGUCAUUUCUUCACCGAUUGUAUCCGGGGCAACUCUGAUCAUCUCACCCGCCUCCAUCAGCCACCAGUGGGAAGAGGAAAUAGCAAAACACAUCAGGAAGGAAUCACUCAAAGUGUUUGUGUACACAGGUGUUAACAAACUGGGGUAUAUCCAGCCCCAGACUCUCGCCAGCUACGACAUUGUCAUCACCAUGUACGAAACACUGCGCAGAGAGAUGGACUAUGUGGACCUUCCACACAGCAACAGUGACACUGGUCGGCGUUUUCGACAUCCAAAACGCUUUAUGGCAAUACCAAGUCCGAUCAUUUCAGUAGAGUGGUGGAGAAUUUGUUUGGAUGAAGCUCAAAUGGUGGAAUGUACCACAACAAAGACUGCGGAAAUGGCAUUGCGACUGACAGCUGUCAACAGAUGGUGUGUCACUGGGACUCCAAUACAGAAGAGUGUUGAAGAUUUGUAUGGUUUGAUACUGUUUCUUGGAAUGGACCCCUACUGGGUACAUCAGUGGUGGAAAAAGCUUCUCUUAGAACCAUUCUGUUAUGGUAUUUCCUCCCCAAUGUAUGACACACUGAGUCGGGUUCUGUGGCGAACUGCAAAGAAAGAUGUUUUAGAUCAGAUAGAUCUGCCCAGUCAGACGGAACAAGUCCACUGGUUGACGUUUUCACCAGUCGAAGAUCAUUUUUAUCGUCGACAGUUCCAGGAAUGUGUGAAGAUAUCGGUGCAGAAUCUAAGCAAAUGGUCCGACAGCUCUUUGAGACUAAGCAGUCUGGAUCGACACACAAUGAGUCAGUUGCUGAAUCCUCUGUUGAAGCUGAGACAGGCUUGCUGUCACCCUCAAGCGGUUCGUGGUGAGUUCCUGCCCCUGCACAAGAGCACGUUAACCAUGGAAGAGCUUCUUGAGUCCCUCACAAAGAAAGUGCGAGUGGAGUGUGAGGAGGCACACCGACAGCUGGUGGCUGCUCUUAAUGGCCUGGCAGCCAUACACAUCAUCAAAGAGGAGUACGUGGAUGCUGUAGAGAAGUACAGAGAUGUGUUGCGCUCUGUGGAGGAACACAAGAAGGAACUGCGGACCGACGACCUACAACAGCUGCACGCCAUGCACAACCUACACGAGCUGCUGACCCUGAAACCUGGCGGAGUCGACCCAACGCUCCGAGAUGACCAGCUUCUACAACAGGCACAAGAACUAAGAGAGAAGUACAUGCUCAAGGUUGGCUCUAAGGUUGAGAGUGCCAUGGAGAACCUGCUACCCGUGCAAGCGAAUGUGCGAGAACUGCAGUCCGAGUUUUCUGAUGGCAGUGACUGGUGGAAUGAGGUACUAGACUGGGUGAAAAGUCACCACUUGGAGGAAGUAUUGAUUGAGAGGAUUCGAGAAGAUCUGUCUGAGACUCACGAAGUGAACAGUCUCAUAUACAGGUUUCGAGAUCUCCACGGUUUGGAGUACGUUCUUUAUUCUCAACUGACAGCUUUGGAAUCUUCUCACAAAAAACUGACAUCACAUGUUCUGCAGAUCAGCGAUAAACCGUCCCAGGAAACUGUAAACCAAACUGUGGAGUGCUGCUUGCGACCGGACGCUGACAUUCUCAAGACCUGUCCAUUCUGUCAAGUUGAUGAGCUUUUCAAUGAAUACGAAAGCAAAUUGUUCUCCUUUGUGGAGCGUGGUUUGAUGACGGUGGCGGAUGGGGACGACACUCACUAUCAGGUGAACACCCGGCGCCAGGGCACGUGGGCAGACAGUGAGCUCGAGAGAGUUGUCAAAACCAUCUACAACUUCGCCAGAAUACACAGAUUACCAGCAGAAUUCAAAGAAAUGUUAGAAUUUGGUAAUACUCAUAUCAAGUUGUUUGACACACUCAAGAAGGAAUUUAAGCAUCUCCGAGCAGUUUGGCUGGCAGCACGAGAGCAGGUUUCUUCUCUAGAUGAGCUGGACAUGGCGACCACCAGACUGAGGGUGAGGUUAGCCGAUGAACCUGUCUCUGAAAUACCUCAACCUCAUGUGCUGGAGAAAGGACAGGUUGACCUUCAGAGAAUGAAACUGAUCGGCGAAAAGGCCACAGGAAGUAGUGAUCUCAGAAAGAGGCUCGGUCAGCUCUUCUAUCUUGAGAAUCUGGCGAAGGCUCAGCUGGAUACUGAGGGAGAUGGGAUGAAUCCAGAACCAUGUCCGAUCUGUCAGCGAGAACUUGGAGCAGAGUGGAGUGUGCUCCAGUGUGGUCACUGUUUCUGUUUGGUGUGUAUCCGUAUCAUGGUGGAUAACUUCAGUGUGGGGGGUCGGCGUCGUGCCAUCAAGUGUGCUCUGUGUCGGAACAGCACCCACUACGGAGAGAUCUCAUAUGUGAGCACCAAGAAGAACCAACAGACCGAGAGCGAUGUGUGUGUCAAGGGCAGUCAUUCUACAAAGGUGGAAGCAGUUGUCAAGUGUCUGUUGGAGAUUCACAAGACAGACUCUCAAGCUAAAGCUCUCGUCUUCUCCGUGUGGCAGGAUGUUCUAGGAAUCAUUGAACAAGCUCUGACAGAAAACAACAUCUCAUGUGUCUCAUUACACACACCGGGAAAAUUCCAGAAAAAUCUGACAUCAUUUCGCGAGAAUGACAUCACAGCGUUGUUGCUGCCCAUCCACUCUGGUUCUAAUGGUCUCAAUCUGAUUGAGGCGACGCAUGUCCUGCUAGUUGAACCCAUUCUGAACCCUGCUCAGGAGCUACAGGCCAUCGGGCGCGUUCACAGGAUCGGACAAACCAGACCAACUAAAAUCCACCAUUUCCUUGUGCGAGGGACGAUUGAGGAGCGCAUCAACACGAUGCUGAAGUCGAUGUCCAAGUCAUCUGACGUCCAUGACACCCACGAGGUGGCCUUGACAAUUGGACAGUUGACGUCUCUGUUUCAGGAGGUCACAGCCGAUGACCAUGUGGAAGAUGAAGCUAUCAGUCUGGGAUAGAUUGUAGACUUUGCAAUAUUUGUAUUUUUCACUGUUACAUUUUUGUGUCUGGUAUAUGAUUAAAAUUAAUAACAAAUAAAUGCAACGUUUGUGCUGUUAUACGAUUUACUUUGAUGGAAUAAUAUCAGUACGAAGCUGAAUAGAAUGUUAUCUUUUGAUAAAAGGCAGAAAAUCAAGUCAUUGUGGAAAAUGGAAUCAUGGCAAGGAUGAGAGAACAUGAUGUAUGUGUAUUUUGAACUAUGUGAUUUUAAUAUAAAAAUAGUUUUUCAAUUUUAAAACCUUUAUCAAUGUAAAUCAGUCAAAAAUAAAUUAUUUUGCUAUGCUACACAAUUUUAUACAAUUUGUAAUCUGUAACAAAAUCAUGUGCCACUCUAAUAUUCCACAGACUUUGAGACCGUUUUUCCAAAAAUGGAAAAUAAUGAUUUAAUUUUAAAAAGCAAGUUAAAUGACGAGGGCCCUGUUCCACAAAGCAAUCUUAGCAGCUAAGAUCGGUUCAUGAAAUGGGGCCCAGAUGUAUAUAUAGGUUAUCUAGAAAAUUAGUAUAUAUAUAACUCUUUUGUUCUUUGUUUCUUGUUGAUGUAACUUGAGAUAACUGUAUGUUAUAUGUACAUCAGAAACUUGAAAACAUUCAAUUUGAUGCUCUUUGCACAGUUUGUAGUGCUAUUAAUUAUUAUAUUAAUAAAUUGUUUCAGGAAACCAGUUAUAUUCCUUUGAUUAUUGAAAAAACAAUUUAUGUCUGGACUCUGCAAGGGCAUCACUUCAGUUGAUCUUUCUAAACAUUUUCAUAUGUUGUGAUUCCUUCUUCCCAGCUGCUUUAGAAAAGAGACUACACUAUGUUGUUAUUCACAGGAAAAUACCAGAAUCCACUUAUUUAAUGAAUUCCAAUUAAUUCACAUCAGUAAACAUUUUAGAGCCCACUAAUGUUAUUUCUUGUAAAAAUAAAUUUGUUAGUAUUUACAUAAAAUACUGUUAUGACUUGUGACAUGUAUGUUUGUUUUACAUAUGUAAAUAAAAUCUUCUAUUUAAUGUA
This is a messenger RNA of Gigantopelta aegis, 7362 nucleotides long. RefSeq names its product E3 ubiquitin-protein ligase SHPRH-like. The coding region runs from base 159 to 6332 and encodes 2057 amino acids. The transcript has 32 exons. The record is from RefSeq and is a predicted model, not a curated record. Gene Ontology annotation, biological process: DNA damage response; protein polyubiquitination. Lineage: Eukaryota; Metazoa; Mollusca; Gastropoda; Neomphalida; Peltospiridae. Gene Ontology annotation, molecular function: ubiquitin protein ligase activity; ATP binding; ATP-dependent chromatin remodeler activity. Gene Ontology annotation, cellular component: nucleus.